Messenger RNA from Folsomia candida, 909 nucleotides. RefSeq lists its product as uncharacterized. The record is from RefSeq and is a predicted model, not a curated record. Lineage: Eukaryota; Metazoa; Arthropoda; Collembola; Entomobryomorpha; Isotomidae. The transcript has 2 exons. Gene Ontology annotation, molecular function: protein binding. The coding region runs from base 36 to 854 and encodes 272 amino acids.
GAGGUGGGGCAACUGCCUUACACAUUUGGGCAAGUAUGGCGAAUAUCCUGGCAACCCGAAUUGUGUCAAAAUGUCCAGAAUUAAUAUACGAAAAGGAUCAUGGCGGAAAAUUCCCUUUCAUGAUAGCGGCUGAGUAUGUAAAUCUAAAUGGUCUUAAUUUUCUACUGGACAAUAUGGAAGACCCAAAUUCUCACAUUAAUUGUCCCGAUAAGCAUGGAAAUACUGCUCUGAUACUUGCCAUUAAAGAUGCUUAUAGGGGACCAAUUUCGGAAGUCAUCCAGGUUUUGGUAAAGCACGGAGCAGACAUUCAUUACAUAAAUCCUAACACUUUAGAGAAUGCGUGGCAUUAUGCAUUUUCUUGGAGCAAUGUACGAAAAUCCGAAUUAUUAUUCCCUCUACUCAAAAUCUUACUAGAAUAUGAGGUUUCACCAGAUUUAUUAGAUAACAAAGGCCGUACAUUCUUUCAUUCGAUUCUGAUCAGCGAUAAUCUCCACAUGCUGAAACCCUAUAUUACUCAGUUCUUGGAGUUCUUCGUUUCAAAUAAUUUGGAAAGAAUAUUUUAUUGCAAAAACGGAGAGGGUCUGACGGUUGUGGAACUUGCUGAGAAACUCAAAAUAUAUGAAAGUAGUGAUGGCGAUAGUUUAUUGGAUGUUCGGAUACCAUUAGAUGAGAAAAGGGUCAUCGCAGAACCAGACAACAUACACGAGUGUAACGUUUCAAAUCCUGAUGAACUCGAUAUUAGUGGAAGCGUAUCUUCAAGUGAUGAUGAGUAUUGGCAAGAUAGAAGGGACCUGCUAGAUAUAAUUAUUGAUUUCAUUAAGAAAUUGAAAUCAAAUGAACUUAACGUGCAAUGAGAUUUAUUUGUAGCGUCCAAAAAAUAAACAAAUUAUAAUUAAUUUGUGUACUUUA